AAAGUAGACUAAUUGGCUAAACAGGGCAUGUGCGUUGCGCUGCAAGCCGGCUGUGAGUAAGAAGAGGGAGGAGGAGGAGGAGAAGAGCAGGAAGACAAGAGAGCUGGGAACAAGUGGUCAGAGUUAGUUUGAGACACUCCACGAGUUCACGAUGCGCCCUCUGACAGCUUCUCUGUGUUUUGAAAUGUUCGUCGUUUUGUUUCUGCUGCUUCCUUUUAUCCACGCCAACCGGAUUAUCAGAGACACAGCAGACCAGCAGAGCUCCACUGUCAAGGGGCUCGGGGUAAAGGAGCACUCGCAGAUUGUUGCCCAGCACAAUAGACUGCGCAGCUUUGUCAAACCCAUCGCAGCCAACAUGCAAAAAAUGGAGUGGAAUGAGAAGUUGGUGUUGCUUGCAGAGGAGAGAGCAGCAUCGUGUCACGGCGAUCUCCCGUCUCUGCACUCCUCACCUGUCAGUCACGUCGGCUGGAACACACACUUUUCUGUGCAUGGUGUCAACUCCUUUCAAGACGCCAUCGACUCUUGGUUUGAGGAAGGAAAAGAUUUUCUCUAUUUGAGUGGGCAGUGUGGAGAAAAUGCAACCUGUCAGCACUACACACAGAUGGUGUGGGCCACUUCAAGUCAGGUUGGCUGUGCCACUCAGCUUUGUCUGAAAGAUGGUGACCUCUGGGAGAUAUUUGUUUGCGCAUAUUUUCCUGGGGGUAACUGGGAGGUCAAUGGCCGGCUGGUGACACCCUAUAAGACCGGUUUGUACUGCUCUCUCUGCACCUCCUCCAUGUCUGGCUGCUUCAGACUGUGGGACCAUGUGGGUGGAUUAUGUGAGAUCCCAAAGAAUCCAUGUCGUAUGAGCUGUGGUCUGCAUGGCCAUCUCAACAUUUCAUCCUGCAAGUGCAAGUGUGACCCCGGCUUCACUGGACGCCUCUGCCAGGUGCGGUGCAGCAUGCAGUGUGUACACGGCCAUUUCAAAGAGGAACAAUGCUCUUGUCUAUGUGAUGUUGGCUAUGGUGGUGCUGAGUGUGCAGAGAAAGUGCAGUUUCCCUUCCAUAGCUGUGAUGUGAUGAUAGAUGGAGACUGCUUCAUCGUGUCUUCAGAAGCUGACACCUACUAUGGAGCUAAGAGUCACUGUCAGGGAGGAGGGGGUAUUCUUGCCCAAAUCCACAAUCAGAAGGUUCAGGACAUCCUGGCGUUUUUUCUCAGUCACCUGGAGACAAGCAACGAGGUCACAAACACUGACUUUGAGACAAGAAACUUCUGGAUUGGUUUGACAUACAAGCCUUUGAAAGACUCAUUUCGCUGGGACACAGGCGAGAUCCCCAGAUUCAGCAGCUUUGCCUUUGGGCAACCUGACAACCAAGGUUUUGGAAACUGCGUAGAGCUGCAGGCAUCGAGUGCUUUUAACUGGAACGACCAGCGCUGUAAAACACAGAACAGAUACAUCUGCCAGCAUGCUGCAGAGCACAUUGCCAAAUGGGAGGAUUUCAGGUGACCUGGAUUUAUCAGAGUAAUGAAACCAGAUGGGAGGUGUGUGUACCUGUUUGUUUAGACCAUAGACUGUAUAAACAAGGAUGACUCAACAGAUCCCCCAAAGUGAAGCCAAAAGUCUUACACCUGGUAUCUACUUCUGCAAUGACUGUCAUGAACACUUAUGUUUCGGAGUGUCCACACCACGGCACUCUCAAUGUACUUACAGGAAACCAUGGGGAAUUAAUCUGAGCGUAUUAUGUUUAAACUGGAGCUGAUAAAUGUUGAUCAGCAGUAGAUUAAUUGCAGUUGUUAUCAAUAAAAAAGAGAAGAGACGUCGGAGGAGGUGGAAUGUAUGGCCGCUGAUACCAAGUGGACCGAUCACAAGCCUUGCAGUCUGUGUCGUUUUGAUGCAUAGUUACUUUUUUGGUGUGGUGCAUGUCAGAUCACUACAUAGGUACAGCGCUACAUGAACCCACAGUGUAUGCUGUAGGUUCUCCAAAGCUGGCUGCAAUUGAGGUUGUAUCGGCUGCCUCCAUGUUAACAGAUGAAAAAUGGGUCAGACUUCCAAAUUCAAAUGCAUGUCAUACAUUUUUAUCAAUCAUGCUUUCUAUUGUUACAGCAAGCUCACAUCAUACUGAUUCAUGUUCCAGCGUUACUUUUUUCGGAGAGGCUUAGUCUUAAUUAGUUAUUUGAGGGGGAUGUGAUUUCAGGAUUGACAGCUCUAAACUAUUGACAAAUGCAGCUUUCAGGUUAGAGAAGGAAAAGUGAGAGAAAAUAUAAAAAACACUGAACACAAGAGGAACAGUAACCAUGAGUGUCCACUUCAAAUAUAUACUGUACUCCAAAUCUCUUACAGGCAUGCCAUGGCUCCAAAGUGUAUCAUGAGUAUAAAAUGUCAGCGCCCAUCAUAGUGAUAAUUUGGCUUCACUUUUCCACAGUGGGAGGAGAUUGAAUUGCUGUUGUCUGUACAGUCAAUGGUUUUGACUGUUCAUGUUUUAAUGUUAAAUGUGAAUAUUUAUCAUUAAAUGGAUGUAAGUAACUUGAA
Notolabrus celidotus (New Zealand spotty) is the source of this 2509-nucleotide messenger RNA. Its product is annotated as C-type lectin domain family 18 member A-like. Lineage: Eukaryota; Metazoa; Chordata; Actinopteri; Labriformes; Labridae. The coding region runs from base 152 to 1486 and encodes 444 amino acids. The record is from RefSeq and is a predicted model, not a curated record. The transcript is spliced from 12 exons.